AGAUGGCGGCAAUCGAAACGAAAUCGUGAUCGAAAGUUACAAAUUCCAUCCGUCCAGGGCACACAGAGAUAUUAAGAUGGUUGUGUGUAAGUUUUAUCUACAGGGAAGUUGUAAGUUCGGAAGCAGAUGUUUUAACGAACAUCCUCGUGGGCAAGGCUACCAGCAGCAGUCUUACAGUGGAGGCUACGGUGGAGGCGGCCAGCGAGGUGGUUAUGGGGGUGGUGGCGGUCAGCAUGGUGGCUACGGGGGCGGUGGUCAGCGUGGAUCAGGUUACGGUGGCAGUGGUCAGCGUGGUGGUUACAGGGGAGGUGGUCAGCGAGGUGGCUAUAGUGGUGGUGGUGGGGGCAGCUACGGAGGAGACUAUGACUCCAGAGGUGGGGGCUUCGGCUACAGCGGCGGUGGCAGCAGGAGAGAUGACUACGGUUCAGGUGGAGGUGGUGGGUUUGGUGGAGGACAGAGAGGAGGAGGAUUCGGAGGGGGAGGUUCUUUUGGUCGUCAGAAAGGCUUUGGAGGCCAGCAGAGCCAACAGACUUUUGGCUUCAAGAGUCAGAACAAGUUUGACACACUAUCCACGAAAGAUGGCGACCCAACUCCAGAACAAAUCAUAGAAACUAUUGUGAAGGACAUGGAAAUCUGGGAAACAUCGAGGAUGUGGCCGUUUUCCUGUUACUGCUACACCAAGGACCUGAAGAGCAUACUGGGCUUUGAAGACAUCUCUGUUGAAGAGGUUAGAUGGGAGGCAUACCAAGCUGAGGCUGCUGGAACAUUCAACAGCUAUGUGGAAGGGUUGACACAGAUGAUGAAGAAGUACAAGAACAAAAAAGACGAAUACAGGAGACCAGAUAUCAACGUCAAGGCACAAAUUAUUGCUGAACUACAAGGCAGUAGCAGCCAAUCCGUGUUUGGCGGAGGCCAACAAGGUUUUGGAGGUUUUUCAGCACCCAGCCAAGUGAGUGGUGGAAGUAGUGGUUUCUUUGGAGGCAGCAGUCAGUCACAAGGUGGUUUUGGAUCAUCUGCCAGCAUGGCUACUUCAGGGUUUGGUCAAGGCUCGGCAUCCAGCACAGGGUUCGGAGGCAGUUCUUUCGGAAGUGCACCAUCUGGGACAGCAGGUGGUUUUGGUACCUCAUCAUCAGGUGGCACCUUUGGAGCCUCUGCAUCAACCACCCCUGGUGCAGGGCUGUUUGGGCAGCAAAGUCAGGCCCCUGCCAGUGGCGGCUUUGGGUUCGGCAGUGCAGGAGGUCCUGCAAAUGUAUUUGGAAGUUCCACUACCACAUCACAAAGCACAGGAUUCGGUGGGACUGCGACGUCUAGUGGGUUUGGAGCUCAGACAGGUACAGGUUUUGGCGGGAGCUCUGCAACAGGAAAUGUAGGAUUUGGUGCUGCAACAGCAACUGCAGCCACAACAGGGCAGACAGCCGCAGGGACAGAUGAUAUUACAUACACUCCAACAGACAAACUAACACCAGACGAACUGGAACAAUUCAAGGCAGCAACUUUCACAAUAGGGAGGGUUCCUACCAGGCCACCACCAAGGGAGUUCUGCUAAAAUACCUGUCUAAAGAAAAGGACUAUCUAGUUGCCUUACCAUUGGUCAAUAUCAAAAUGUCUAACAUACUUGUCUAAAUUUUCCUAGUUACAGAUAUGACAUUCAUGAAAGACACUGAAAUGCAUACUGACAAAAAAGAACUUUAUUUUUCAUACUUAAAUGUACUGUCAUGUCUAUUUGAUAAUGAAUAAAGA
Molecule: messenger RNA, 1740 nt
Organism: Branchiostoma belcheri (Belcher's lancelet)
Lineage: Eukaryota; Metazoa; Chordata; Leptocardii; Amphioxiformes; Branchiostomatidae
Product: nucleoporin-like protein 2
Exons: 9
Coding region: 77-1546 (489 amino acids)
Cellular component (GO): nuclear envelope
Molecular function (GO): nuclear export signal receptor activity; metal ion binding
Source: RefSeq, a predicted model, not a curated record